AUGUUCAAACGCGUCGAAAAGCGCCGCAAGAAGCAAGAAGAGGAGGAAGAGCUCGGCAUAGAUGGGGAGAUGAAGGAAGUACUUGGGAUGCACGACACGGACUCUGAUGAAUCGGAGUCGGAUUCAGAUUCAGAUUCAAGUUCGGAGCACGCUGAUUCUGGAAGUGACGAGGAAGCGGAAGAGAAUAAAGCGGAGGACGAUGAAAAUGAGGAUGAUGAGGAGAGUGAAGAUUCGUCUGACGAAAACGAAGAAGAACAGCAAUUGCCGUCUAUAUCACUUAAAGACGCACUCAAGGAUCCAGUCUAUGUCAUAACCACCGACCCUGAAGUAAAAGGCUGCGCGAUAUGCCCCAAAAAACAACUCAAGUCUCAGGACUUCGCCGCUCUACACGUUAAAUCCAAGGCUCACCAGCGCCGACUUCAUCAUUUCAGGGAAUACACAACCUCCACGGGUAUAGAUGACGAUGCGAACGUAUUCGAGACACUGCAGGCCUGGGAGAAGAAAGUCGCAGAGGAUAUACCCGCUUUGACCGCCGCGGAAUCUAAACGGGCUGCAAAAAGCGAACUGCGCAAAGCGAAAAUCAUCCGCCGACGCGAAAUACGCGCGCAGUCAAAAAUCAAGAAGCAGGCCAAACUCCAAGCUGCCGUCGUUGUUGCUCGCGAGAAGAGGGCGAAAAAGGAGGAGAGGAAACAGAGAAAGGCGGAGAAGGCCAAAGCCAAUGCGGCAGCAAACCUCGAGGCAGGGAUAGAGCCAGAGCCGAAAAAGGAAAAGAAGAAACGGAAAGCUGAACAUGAAGAGGGAGGCGAGAGUGCUUCACCGGCCAAGAAGAAGCGGAAACAAAAGGACGGCGACUCUAAAUCAUUCAAAAAGAAAAGAAAAAUCAAGGGUGGAGCUGCAGCCAGCGGUGACGAUGGAGAACAACCAACAAAAUGGCCUUCAAAACCGACGCCUAUACCCAACUUCAAGAAAGCCGCUGACAAGAGGCGGUCGCCACGGUCUUUACGGCUCGAAAGACUAGGAAAGAGCACGCAGCGGACAAUAAGCAAGGCGGAUCGGGUGAAGGAGCGGAGCGAGAAGAAAAAAUCGAAGCCGAAGGGGAAAAAGGAUCAGCCCUUAGAGAUAUUUGACUAG
Mycena indigotica is the source of this 1131-nucleotide messenger RNA. RefSeq lists its product as uncharacterized. The transcript is spliced from 3 exons. The coding region runs from base 1 to 1131 and encodes 376 amino acids. The record is from RefSeq and is a predicted model, not a curated record. Lineage: Eukaryota; Fungi; Basidiomycota; Agaricomycetes; Agaricales; Mycenaceae.